AUGUUAGUUUUGCUUCUUUCCACCCUUUUAUGGCACUCGGUAACGGCCUCCUUUUCAUAUUCUGGUUGUUAUUCCAACACCGGUGUCUCUCUUGCCUUUAAGAACACUUACCCAAGUUCUCCAGUCGAUCAGUGCUCUGCUCUCUGUAGCGAUUAUAAAUACUUAGGGAUUAUUGAUGGCAAAAAUUGUUAUUGUGGCGAUUCUCAACCUCUCAGCAACUCAGUCUCCGAUGCCAAUUGUAAUUCCAAUUGUACAGAAAGUAGUCCUUAUUGUGGCGGAACAGGUUAUUAUGCAGUUUAUGCUAACCAGGAUUUAGUUCUGUCAAGUUUAUCUUCUUCUUCGUCAUCAUUUUCAUCAACUUCCUCGGAAUCCAGCAGUUCCUUGAGCUCCUCCAAUUCCGCAAGUUCCACGGGCCCAUCAACAAUUACAAUUUCUCCAAGCUCGUCACUGUCUUAUGCCCUUGUCACCGGAUCAAUUUAUAACUCCUCCUCCUUUGUGGUCUCGUCUACCUAUGUUAACACAAGCACUUCUUCCAUCCUGAGCUUAUCGCAUUCUCACCGUUCCGCAACUACUUCCCUUUCCAGUGACCAAACGGUUCUUACCUCUGACUCUGAGUACGUGGAAAAUGGUGUUACCAUUACCUCUGCAGUACUCCUCACUACACAAAAAGGCUCCGAUGUUGAACUCACUCGUACUGCUGAUAAUGUAGUUUCUUCAUCAGUAACCUUGGUUUCUCAAAGCAAAUCUGCCGGUAUGCGCAGUCAGGUAGCGGGUGGGGUAGUUGGUGGUACUGCUGGUAUCUCAAUGAUUUGUUUCCUUGUCUGGUACUAUACUAGAAGAGUUAAACAAAAGGAUGAAGAAGAAAAACAACGUAAUUUGGCUACUAUUGCUGCAACAAUGGCAUCCAAGAACCUCACCGAUUUGUCACAUCUGGGAACCGUUCAUGGCAAAGUAAACUCUUCUGCCAAUCCUUUCAGCCCACGUAGUGGCACCAUAAUGUCAAAACCUUCGACAAAACGUGGUCUCGCAGCAGCCGAUGAUGAAUUCAAUUUUAUGGGAGGUCAAGGAAUAAUGAGAAUGGGGUCUACCGGUCGGGAAAGCACCGUGAUCCCAAUGAGAAUGGGAUCCACGGGUCACGAGGAUGAUCAUAAUAGUUAUGGUGAAUCCACCCUUGGUUCUUUCACAUCCGCCUCUUCUGAUGGGUAUUAUGCUCAAAAAAUGGCUACUGCAAAUGCUGUUGGUGGUCAACUUAGUAGAAAUACUAGUUCGGCAACCGCUAGCACUGCUCGUUACUCAUUUGCAUCUUUUGAAAGUAGAGGAAUAAUAGUUGACGAUGAAAUUGCAGAAUCAAUAGAUGCUGGAAGGGAUGAUGGAUCAAUAAUGGAAGAUUAUCAACCUCAAGGAUUUGGCUUAACAAUCGCUAAUCCGGAUAAUGAGAGCGAUAGUGAUGACGAGCAUGGGCAACAAGAAGAAGAGCAUAAUGGUAGGUUGAGAGUGCUAUUCUAA
Molecule: messenger RNA, 1506 nt
Organism: Saccharomycopsis crataegensis
Lineage: Eukaryota; Fungi; Ascomycota; Saccharomycetes; Ascoideales; Saccharomycopsidaceae
Exons: 1
Coding region: 1-1506 (501 amino acids)
Cellular component (GO): plasma membrane
Source: RefSeq, a predicted model, not a curated record